Molecule: messenger RNA, 300 nt
Organism: Acytostelium subglobosum LB1
Lineage: Eukaryota; Evosea; Eumycetozoa; Acytosteliales; Acytosteliaceae
Exons: 3
Coding region: 1-300 (99 amino acids)
Source: RefSeq, a predicted model, not a curated record
AUGUCUGCGAAACUAAAGAAUCAAAAGAAGAGCAAGGAUACUAUUCCACAAGAUGUUGUAGGUGACAUUGGUGACGUUCCAGAGUUGGAUCAAGAGGAGAAGAAGAAGGACAAGGAGUUCAUCCCAUUCGCUUCAACUGAUAGAACAAAGGUACAAAAGAAGAAGAUGUCACCAAAGGAUAUGAAGAAGAAGAGCAAGGGUAUUGAGAAGGCUAUCAUGAGGAAAGAAAAGACAGAGACAUCAAUUGAGAAGAAGUUGAAAAAGACAUUGGUCAAGAAGAGAUGGAACUCUUUGUAUUGA